Messenger RNA from Pseudovirgaria hyperparasitica, 1628 nucleotides. RefSeq lists its product as uncharacterized. The transcript has a single exon. Gene Ontology annotation, molecular function: acyltransferase activity, transferring groups other than amino-acyl groups. The coding region runs from base 156 to 1382 and encodes 408 amino acids. The record is from RefSeq and is a predicted model, not a curated record. NCBI's taxonomy places the organism in Eukaryota, Fungi, Ascomycota, Dothideomycetes, Acrospermales, Acrospermaceae.
CUGAACCCUGGUCAAAACUUCCUCGCAUGCACCUCGUCAUCAGGUUUCCGAAUUAUUAGUAUUUUGCCUAUAUAUAGCAAGGUACAUUUCUCACGAUUCAUCGGCGUUGACAUGCAUACAUUUCCAGAAUUCCCCUCCCAUACUGCCUGCCCCUCAUGCCGCCCCACUCCAAAACCUACAUCCACCCUUCCUCCGGCGCAACUCUCGUCCCGCACCUCCGUCAAUUCCUCCCUCACAGUCUCCCGCUAUACAGAAGACUAAACCACUCCUUCAAGACUGAAGAUGCACUUAUCUUAUCCACGUUCCCACCACCCGAUCCGAACGCAGCGAGUCACGCAACACCCGCAGAGCUUCCCCGCCCUCACCUUCUCCCACAAUGUUUCGCCGCCGCCUUCGUCGACCGCUCCCACCGCCCCGCGACGGAGAUGUGGCUGUUUCUGAGCGGCGAAGUUGACGGCCGCUGUGCGUGUGCGCGAGAGCUGGGCGUCAGGCCUACGGGUGAUAUUGUCUCGGAAGGUCAGGAGGAUGCACAGCUCGGUCAUACCCAUGUUUCAGAUCUAGAUAGAGCUGCGCUGGAGUCGCGGGAACCGCUGCUGACGCCCUGCGCAUCUGCGCUGCUCUCGCUGAUGAAGUUCGUUGGGACGAACGUCGAGUGGCGCCCGCACACGGCCGAGCGGCUGGAAGACGUGGAGCGUGCAGCGCGGCUUGUCGACGCGAUGAAGAAGGCGGCGGAUGAGCAGCAUCCGGAGGCGAUGAAGUCGCAUUAUCCUGAGCAUGCGUUCUUCUUGCGCGACGUGCAUAAUCCGGGGGUGAUGAAGCUUGGCGCUGUGGCUGCGCUGCCGUCUACGAUUCUGCAUCUGUAUGGGCUGCUUGUUAUGCCGCCGAUACGUGAUCUUGCGCAUCAUAUGUACGUGUUUCGCGUACCCGAUGGGUUACCGCACGGGAGAGAGCUCGGGAGGGGAUUGAGGUGGGGGAAGGUACGUGAACAGGACUUGGAUCUUGUGAGGAUACGGAGUCCCAUACCGAAGACGCAUAGGACAUUGAAGAUUUGGAAUAGCAUGAGUGUAUAUUCAACUACGGACGGUACCAAGGAGUCAGGGCAAGAACACAGUUCUGAGGCUGUUGCAUGGGCGUUCUUGGGGUAUGAUGGAUCAUUGUCAAGCAUGCACGUUGAACCGGAGUAUCGGGGCAAGGGAAUUGCGAAGACAUUGGCAGCCAAGCUCUUUAGAGAAUAUCCCGAAGAAGAUGGCUGGGCAUUGGCUUAUGUUGGGGUCGGUAAUCGCGAGAGCGAGGCUGUGUGUGAGGGCAUUGGAGGAGUAAGUAAAGCUUGGGUGUGGUGGUUAAGGGUAAAUAUGGAUACGGUAAAAACCAUAGACACAUAGAGAAGAAUGUACGAGUCGAAAGUAGCGUGAAGCCUGAUCUAGCCUGCCACAAUGAUCUUACUGUGGAAUCUGUAUUGCCAUUAGUCAAAAUUCGCCCUGAUGGUGCAAAUAAACAGUGUUUCGAUUUUGGCAGGUGUCAUGAAAAAAUUAGAGUGUUGUUGUUGUUUUUGAUCCUCAUUGAGGUACUCAGAGUUAAAAAGCGUUUUAUUAAUCAUCCGAGGAAGAGAGCAAGUGUGAAUAGAGAUG